Messenger RNA from Trichoplusia ni (cabbage looper), 2533 nucleotides. It is a transcript of the gene SH3PX1, whose product is annotated as sorting nexin lst-4. Gene Ontology annotation, cellular component: plasma membrane; cytoplasmic vesicle. The record is from RefSeq and is a predicted model, not a curated record. NCBI's taxonomy places the organism in Eukaryota, Metazoa, Arthropoda, Insecta, Lepidoptera, Noctuidae. Gene Ontology annotation, molecular function: phosphatidylinositol binding; protein binding. Gene Ontology annotation, biological process: plasma membrane tubulation; endocytosis; protein transport. The transcript has 2 exons. Bases 121 to 1806 code for a protein of 561 amino acids.
UAAACGAGAACAAGGUGAAGCGAAAACAAAUUCUUUGUAAUCUGUCAAACAGAUGACUGUUCAAUCGGUGUAUCCGCCUUGAGUAAUAAUUUAAUAGUGAUACAAGUGAGGGGUCCCAAUAUGACGACCCAAGUACAAGCUCUGUACGACUUCACGGGUGAGCCCAACACCACGGAGAUGUCAAUCACCUGUGGAGAGAUACUGACAUUAGUUAACACUGAAAUUGGUGAAGGAUGGUGGGAGGGAAAGAAUGCUAAGGGAGAAACAGGACUAUUUCCUGCUGCAUAUGUUCGUAAACUGGCACCAGACGAGUCUAUCCAGACUAAGGCAGCACCAGCUGCACCCAGGUACGACCAAGCCACUGAUGACUGGGGCGACCAACAGUUCAGUGCUGGUGAUAGUAAUUUCCAAAGAGGUACCUCACAUGAAGACGGCUGGGAUGAUGAUUGGGAUGACGACACAUACUCUGAAAUUGGCCCUGUACCACAACAAAGCAAGGCUCAACAACAGCAACAAUACAACCAGCAGCUGACUCCUCUUCCAGGAAUGCCUAUAAGUGACUAUAACCACCAUGUAGAAGAGACUGCCUCCAACUAUGGAUCCUCAGUGGGAACAGUUAGAAAGAAUAAAUUUGCACCCUCGUCUAAAGUCAGUGGAGAAAGCUAUUUACUUGCCACAUUAAAUGUUGAAGUGCGGGAUUCAGAAAAGGUGUACAUUGUUCAAGAAGAGGACAGGUAUGAAUGGUGGCCAAUCACACAACCUUACACUGUCACUGUAGCUUCUCCAAAAAAGGAAUCCAAGUUUAAAGGUAUCAAAAGUUUCAUUGCUUACCAGUUGACCCCAUCAUUCAACAACAUUCAAGUAUCUAGAAGAUACAAGCACUUUGAUUGGCUACAUGAGAGGUUGCAAGAGAAAUUUACUCUCAUUCCUAUACCACCAUUGCCAGAUAAACAAAUAUCUGGCAGAUAUGAUGAACAAUUGAUAGAGCGCAGAAGAGUCCAACUUCAAGAAUUUGUAGACUGGAUGUGCAGGCACCCAGUGCUAUCAAAGUGUGAGGUAUGGCAACACUUUCUCACCUGUACUGAUGAGAAGCGGUGGAAAGCUGGCAAGAGACAGGCUGAAAGGGAUCCCUUAAUAGGUCUAAAUUAUUGCAUAUCAAUUGUAGUACCUGAAAAAGCUUUAUUACAGUCUCAAGUGGACCACAUAACAGAACAAUGCCAUAUGUUCAUAACCAGUAUGGACACAUCCGUCAAGUCUGUCUCUAGCAUGUGUAUAGCACACACUAAGAAGCUGCAGGGCCCUUACAAAGCUGAUUGCCAGAAAGUUGGAGAGGCAUUCUGUAGUUUAGCUGCUUCACUAAGCCUGGACGAAGGGUCAUUAGCGUCGACAUCAAAACUCACCACUGCUAUUAAAAUGACUGGCAGCGCAUACAUCGACAUGGGUCGAAUGUACGACGAACAUCCCAAAUACGAUUGGGAACCGCUCGGUGAUAAAUUCCAUCUGUACAAGGGUGUGGUGGGAGGUUUCCCUGACGUGCUGGGCACCCACAAAAGUGCAGUACAGAAAAAGCGGGAAUGUGAGAGACUAACUGCUGAAAACAAAAUGGAAAUAGCCCAACUGAACGAAGUACUCCGGCGGACCGACGUCGUAUCCUAUGCCCUCGUUGCCGAAAUCAAUCACUUCAAAGCCGAGAGAACUAAAGACCUGAAUGCCACAAUGCAAAAAUUCUUGAGACAGCAAAUACACUUCUACAAAAAAAUCGUUGAUAAAUUAGAAACUACUUUGAAAUACUAUGACGACGAAUAAGACACAAUUUUGCCAAGGAUUUGAUAACGAACUAAUAGCUGUAUAAUAGAUCCAUCACAGAACUCUUUAUUAUGAGCUAAACUUUAUCUAUUUAGUGCUAACUAGUGCCAGGGUAUGCUUUUUAUAAUUUGACAAUGGGCAGGUUGUGAUAACUACUUCUCAUUGAUAAUUUAUACAAAUUGUCUAGAAUAUGUAUAACUUUUACAUCAAUCGAGACCCAAUUAGUAUGAAUUUAGGCGCAUUUAUUUAUGAGUUCUGAUAAAACUAAUAAAUAAUCAUAAAAUAUUGGAUAAUUAUCAAAAUUGUAUUUUAACAGUACUUCGAUUUCUUAUUGUGUAAAUUUAAUAGACCCAUAUUUAUUCCUCAUAAUAAAAUUAAUGAUUAUUAAAUCCAAAGGAUUAAAAGGCAGUAUUGAAAUAAGGUUGCAUAGAGUGAAUUUACAUUGUGAUGAAAUUAAGGACUGAAUGUAAAGUAUGAUAAUGAUAAAUAAUACGUCAUUAUUUUUUAAUUUUGAUAAACUCAAAUUGUCUGUAUAUAUUUUUCGCACUCUUACAAGGUCUUCAUAAUACAAUUUUUUUAUUAUGUAUACAUAUUUUUAUUUUAUUACAUGUACUAACUAUGGAUCAAUUAUUUUGAGACAUUUUGUUGUAUAAUUAUUUAGAAUAAGUGUUGUACUAUAUUCCACUUUUAUAAGCUAUUUUAGAAAUAUAAUUAAUAAACAAUGUAA